AUCUUCCUUCGCGAAAGGCCAGCCGGCCUCUGCGCCUCCUCGGUUCAGCCCAGGAACUGAAGGGUUCCCCGCGACCUCCCGACCCAGUUCAGCCCCCAGGGCUGAUCCUGGCCCAUGUUCUUUGUAGCAUUCGGUAGCAGCGUCUCAACUUCCAGUUAGGGGGAGUAAUAAAGAGGGCGUCCCUAGGAAACAGAUGUGUUGGACAACAGGACCUGGAUAAAGGGCGUUUCCCUCUUAGGCUGAAGACACUUGACUCCUUGCCUACAUCUGGCUUGGCAGAGAGGGGCAUACAUACUGUGAAGGUGCUGAGGAGACAUACAUUGGACUUGAAGGCCAUGGCUCUUCAGGACAAUAAGAAUCUUAUUUCCAAAGCAAUUAACGAAUUUAAUGUUCUGCUGGAACAGCAGGUCUUCCCUGAUCCUCCUAUCCCAGAAGAAGCCAUGGUGACCAUAGUGGAGGACUGGGUGAACUUUUACAUCAACUACUACAGGCAGCAGGUGAUGGGGGAGCAGCAAGAGCAGGACAUGACUCUGCAGGAACUUCGACAACAGCUGAAAAUUCUGUCUGCCCCCUUCUUGGCCAAAUAUAAGGCCUUCCUGAAAACCCUGUGAGCACCUGCAUCUCCUACCGCCUUUCUCCUCGCCCAGAAAACCUGCGUCUCUAAGAAACCCUUCCAUCGGCCCCCGUGAGAAACCCUUCCAUCGGCCCCCGGUCCUCAGGCUCUGCUCUUGGUGGUGUUACUCUACCUUGCCACCUCAAUAAAGACCAAUAAUGGUUCUCCAGGCUCUUGGUUUCUUCUUCA
Talpa occidentalis (Iberian mole) is the source of this 802-nucleotide messenger RNA. RefSeq names its product alpha hemoglobin stabilizing protein (gene AHSP). NCBI's taxonomy places the organism in Eukaryota, Metazoa, Chordata, Mammalia, Eulipotyphla, Talpidae. Gene Ontology annotation, cellular component: cytoplasm. The record is from RefSeq and is a predicted model, not a curated record. The transcript is spliced from 4 exons. The coding region runs from base 336 to 611 and encodes 91 amino acids. Gene Ontology annotation, biological process: protein folding; protein stabilization; erythrocyte differentiation. Gene Ontology annotation, molecular function: hemoglobin binding.